Cryptotermes secundus is the source of this 7246-nucleotide messenger RNA. Its product is annotated as thrombospondin type-1 domain-containing protein 4. The coding region runs from base 944 to 3829 and encodes 961 amino acids. NCBI's taxonomy places the organism in Eukaryota, Metazoa, Arthropoda, Insecta, Blattodea, Kalotermitidae. The record is from RefSeq and is a predicted model, not a curated record. Gene Ontology annotation, cellular component: extracellular matrix. Gene Ontology annotation, biological process: extracellular matrix organization. Gene Ontology annotation, molecular function: metalloendopeptidase activity. The transcript is spliced from 18 exons.
CUUGCGUGUGUGUGUGAAAAGCAAGCGAGCGCGGUAAAGUUGGAAGGUCAAAGUGGCCAAAAACGAGGAGGGCAAGAUGGUGGCGGCGACUGAACCCGGUCUGCCGGCCAGCCUGGCACAAUUAAUUUCCACCGUAUCGGGAGUGAAUUUUGACUCUUGCGUUUGGAAAUUUUUAUAAACCCAUUUUUUAAUAAUUUGUAUAAUGUAUAUUGCCUAAAAUCUACUUCCUCAAAACUAACAGCACGUUUUCGGUGUAUAUUAGUGUAUUGACAGAUUUUAUUAAUUAAAUGCUUGGUUUAAAUUAGCUGUACAUAAGCAACGAAUUAUUUGCGAGGUAGCGGAUGUUUUCAGCCACGUGUGAUUUGGCGGGCUUAGCCAUUGACGAUUGUAUUUGGCAUGGACUGUAGAACCAUGUGUGUCUAGCAUUUUUCGUGUGAGUUUCAAAGUGUUUAAUAAUUCGUACACACCUACGUAUUCUGAUAAUAUUCAGAGUGCCGAAUAUUAUAACAUUUCCUUAAAUAAAUUUUCAGUAUUAUCUGUACUCUUAUUAGCGACGUAGUCUUCAUGCGAUAGGAAACAAGUGUAAUGUAAAUGGAGGUGUGCAUUUUGUAACUGAUGCCCCAUUCAACAUGUGGAAUGAAUUAUGCGUUCUUUCACUGAGAGUUUAGCUUUAAUAUCAUUUCUUUCGCUCUCGAGACGAUAAACAGUGUCUGACCAAGGCAACUGUGAUGAAGAAAGAUCAUUAGCCUACGUGGUUACAAUAAUGGAUUCGAUUUCCUUGUGUUUUUUGUGAUGUGCUGAAGAUGGGAUCCUGGAGUGUAUUUUAUAAGGCCAAUUACAUCAGGCUUUUUGUUCAUUGUUACUACACAUAAUCGUGCUGUGCUAUCAGGUGAAGAGGGAAGAAUUAUAAAACUGUGAGGCAUGAUUAGCCAGUAUUAUUUGAAUGACAUGUGGUGAAGUUCGUGCUUGUGACUGUCCCCGCCUGACCACUUGUUGCGUCGCGACGCGGUUUCCAACGUCGUCAGGGCUGAGCGGAACAAUUAAACUGGUGUGUACGCAUCAUAGAACUGUCUGCUCUUUCUGGUCCCGCAAAGUCACUGGAUUCCACCUCCUACUUCUUGUACCCCCCCUCGUUCCUUCCACUGUGGGCCUUGGUCAAGGACUUCACCGAGAAAACAGAAGAAACAAGAAGAAAACUAAUACUAGAAGAAGGAAAUCAAAACAUGAGGCGCGAUAUCAGCUGGGCCCUGAGGUGCAUCAGAUGUUUCAGCAGAGGAUGAAGAAGAAUUCUGCUGUUGUAGGAACAUGGGCAUCUUGGUCACAUUGGAGCCCUUGCACAAGGUCCUGUGGGGGCGGAGUUGCUAUGCAGACCAGAGAGUGUCAAAAUCAAGAACAAAAGUUGGAAGGUAUGCGAAGGCGCCGAGUUGUCAUUGAUGCGGGGGAAAAUGCAGUCUACAGUUCUGGGAGCAACACCCCGCACAUGGAGAGUCAAUGUGUUGGCGUCUACAAACGCUUUCACAUCUGCAACGACCAGCUGUGCCCGCCUGGAUCGAUGGAUUUCCGAAGAGCACAGUGCGAAACCUUCAAUGGAAAGAAAUUCAUGGGACGGACCUACCUCUGGGAGCCGUUUCUUGACGCUCCUAACAAGUGCGAACUGAACUGCCGGGCAGUCGGGUUCCGGUUUUAUGCGACGCUAAACAAGACGGCAGUAGACGGGACGCCAUGCCACGGUGCCAACAGCGAGCGAUGGGUGUGCGUCAGUGGCUUGUGUAAGCACGUGGGCUGCGACGGAGUUGUGGGCUCCGCCAAGCGGGUUGAUGCGUGCGGCGUCUGCGGAGGGGACAACAGCACCUGCCGCGUCGUGUCCGGGCUCUUCACGCGACCUCAGCUCCCCGUAGGGUACAAUAUCAUCGCCCAGAUCCCGCGCGGUGCAUGCAACAUCACCAUAUCGGAGCUGAAGCAGAGCCGCAACUACUUGGCUCUGAGGCGCUCUGAUGGCAACUACAUCAUCAACGGGAACUGGGCCAUUAACUGGUCUGGAGAAUACGAGGCCGUGGGGACACGCUUCACCUAUCGACGCCAGGACGCCAACAGCGGCGAACUGAUCGAGGCACCCGGACCACUACUGGAUCCUGUCGACCUCGUGGUGAUCUACCAACAGCCAAAUCCGGGUAUCAAGUACGAAUACAUGCUGCCGAUGAAACCAGGAGAUCUGACACCAGCCAUGAUGUCUGUCCCAUCACUGUCCCGGACCAUUUCAGAUAAUGGGAUAAUUGCACCUCCCUUACUCCUCCCACCAGGCUUCAGUAAUCCAACUGAUGAUAUUACUGUGAAGAGUGGACCCACACUUGAUGCAGUUGACACCAGAAGAUCUGAUGAUCCUCUAUACCCAUAUGGCAGUGGGGUCCAAGGUACUGAAUCUCAGGGUCAUGGAAAUCACCAUCCUGGUCACCAUAAUGUGACACCAAUCGGAGAUGAAGCCCACAAACCACAAACUAGAACCCGUGCUCGAAAGCGAAAAUUUGUAUGGAAAAUAACUGGAUAUACAGAGUGUACAAAAACGUGUGGAGGAGGCUCUCAGUUGUCACUGGUGAGGUGCGUGAAAGAACACAAUCAACAAGUGGUAUUGGACAGACGAUGUUCGCACCAUGAUAAGCCUCUUCCUCAAACAAUUCGUUGCAGCAUUAAACCAUGUCCUGCAGAAUGGGUGGGUGGUGAGUGGAGUGAGUGUUCUGUGACUUGUGGAGAAGGAAUCCAGAAGAGAGAUCUGAUAUGCAAGCAGGAAAUCAGUCCUACACUCACUAUGAAAGUGGUAGAAGGGGCAUGUCUGACACCACCAGUUCUGCCUCGAACAGAAAAGUGUGUGCUUCCUCCAUGCUCGCAACUUCUGCCACAGGCACCACAACAACAUGAGGAGCCAUGGAAGUCUAGAUGGCAGGUUGGCCACUGGGGAAAGUGUUCAGUUGUAUGUGGGCAAGGUAUCCGCUCUCGAUCAGUAAAAUGUCUGGGUCCAGGCAGCAGAGAUUCAGAUAAUUGCCCACAGGAUGAAAAGCCAGCAAAUGAGGAAACUUGUGAUAUGGGCCACUGCCCCGCUGAUAUAUAUGGGUCAUGGUUCUUCACAGAGUGGACACAGCAUUGCUCUGAAGAUUGUGGAACAGGCGUUCAGACCCGGAAAGUUCACUGUUCAGGACCAGGAUUAGAGUCAUGUGAUGCAAGCUCUAAACCUGAUGAGACCCGUGCCUGUUCAAGUGACAAGCAGUGCAGCGGCAAAUGGUUUACUAGCCCUUGGGGACAGUGUUCAUCUGGAUGUGGGCAUGGCCGCCAGACUAGGGAUGUCAUCUGUGCCACAUUUCUUCGAGGACAGUACAGGGUAGCACUUGAUAUGAAUUGUCCAAGUGGACUGAAACCAGAAACUGAACGUCCAUGUGAGAUGAAAUCCUGUGGUCCUGAAUGGUUCUUUACUGACUGGACACAUUGUUCCAGAGAAUGUGGCACAGGCAUCCAGAAGCGAGAACUGAAAUGCAUGGAAGAAAAACAGCAGAUUUCCACUGGCUGUCCUGAAGAAAAGCGACCUCCCAAUAAACGGAUAUGCAACACUCAUGAGUGCUCCAGCAGUCAUACAGGUUUUCAAUCUAAAGCAGAAACAGAUGCUGAAUUUAAGAAUGGUGCAGGUGAUCAGGCACUUCCGGGAGAACAGGAUGAAGGGACACGAAAAGGUGUUGACUGUGAUGAUGAGUUCCGAAACUGUCAUCUGGUGGUCCAGGCAAGACUCUGCAAAUAUAAGUAUUAUCGAAAUUACUGUUGUCAUUCCUGUCAUAAGAAAUCAUAGAUAUUGCAUUUGAUCACUUUUCAUUUUUAACAUUAGCUAGCACGUGUACUUGCAGGCAUAUAAAUCUUACCAUUACCAGAUGUCACAUUUCUUACUGCCAUUCUUGCCAUGAAAGUCCAUAUACGUUAAGUCAGUAGUUAUAUUUACUCACUCCUUAGGAAGAUAUUUGUUGGAAGCAGAGAUUUAGCACAGAUUAGAGGAUCUAAAUUUGGUGCUUUAUAAUUCAUGUUUCAGUUUUAAAUUUAAUAUCCAUUACAGUAUAAUACCGAAUUGUAUUGCUCCAUUUAAACUUUGUAAAAUAUUCCCAAGGCUGGAUGUUGCCUGCUUCAUACUACUAAGUGUGAUAUAUUUCUCGUUAAAUAUUUAACAUUUGGUGGUUAUAGAACUGCAUAUUCUGUGUAUUUGUGUACAGUAUCUUUGAGAGGAGAGGCGAUUGAUAUCAUGUUCCCAUAGUUAUCGGCAAAGGAACAGAGUUUUCCACUCUUGUUUCAAAGUUAAUAGAAAUUUGGCUGAUUCUUAAGCCAGCUGAUAGCCUUUUGAUUGUAGUAAAUAAUGUUUUUACAAGUGUAGUUUUGUCUGAAUUUUCGAGUUUCUUGAAUGUAAUAAAGAGGUUUAAGCAACCCAGUAUCAUCGGCAUCAUCAUUGUCAUCAACUUUAGUCAGUUAUUGGGCCAUGUGGCCUGUUACAAUUUCACACUAUCUCUACACUAGGAGCCACUACUGCCAUUGUAAAAACCUAAUGUUUCUAAUUUGUAUUAACAUCUUUCUAGUUGUUAAGUAAUUUUUUUUUGUGAAUUAUUCUAUGAUGCUGUCAGUAUCUCAGACUGUAUAACUUAGGAUGAAUGGUGAAUAAUGAAUUGCAAGGGAUAUAAAUGGAAGUGGUUAUGGUAUAAUCAAGGUACUGUCCAGCCAUUCACCUGGAGAAACUGAAGAAAACCACGAAAACCCUCAGUCAAGAUAGUUGAUGCCCCAGCUGAAAUUUGAACACAGAAGCUUUCAAUACAAGUCUAGAAUAUUACUGCUACACCAACCUGUUAAAUUGUUCAAUACAUCCAUGACUUAAUUAUGAUGUAUGUCAGAAAUGAAAAACAGGCAUUUAGUGGCAGUUUUUGGAAAAGAAGACAGUCCCCAGGAAAGUAGAGAAAUAAUUUUUCUGUACACUGCUAAAGUAAUACAUUCUGCAUCAACAAAUUACUGAAAUUGUAUUAUUAUAUGAUAUGCAGUAUAGUCGGGUGAGUCAUUCAUGUACAGAUGCAGUAUUUAUGAUGAGACAAGCAUCAAAAAAGGCAGUGGAAUGUAAUAAACCAACCUUCUUCUCAGUUUUAAAGGAAUGUGGCAGUGAUGUAUUAGACUAGGGGAUGACUUGAGUUCCUGGGCUUGGUGCAUCACCUAUUAUUCUGAAAAAACACAGCAUUUCAGAAAAUAGAUGUUUCUCGCGUCAUAUAAAUGUGAUGAUGAUGCAUCUAUUUAGUUGUGUUGAUUAGAAAGUGAUAAUUUCAGUGAUUGUUUUCAUUCAGAAUACUAGAUGAGGACAAAGUCCAGAAAUUCUGUAAUUCCCAGCAUUCUUAGUCUUCUGAUAGACAGAGAAAGCUGUUGUCAGUCUCAAGUUAAAAUAUAUUUUAGGUAUUUUUGAAUCAAAAUAAUGUAUGAAAUUGGCUUCACUUGUUGGUCACAGGCAUAUAUAUAUAGAUAUCAGUAUAAAAAUCGAGGUAGAUAGAUUAUCACCAAAGAUAUCGAUUAAGAAAAGGGUAUAAGUUGUUUGGUAGGACAUGGCCUCUGAAAUGUGCAAGAGGCAGGGUAACAGUGGUGUCUGCUAAUAUUAAUGGCACAUGUAGAGGUAGAGCUUGUCCUGUAUUACUAAACACGAAAACAUAGGUAGAGACUGAAUAACUUUAAGUGGCUGGUGCAGCAAAGCUACUGUGCAUCUCAAGGCCAUAGCUCAUGUCACACCAAACCUACUGUGCAGGAAGGAGAUUUUUUAAUUCAUUUUCUUUGUGUAAUGUAAUAAACAAAAUGAUAUAGGAUAUAAAGUGCAAACAAGGCUAUACAUUAGAUGAAGAGAAAUAAAUACUCGCUGAUAUGCAAGUGAUGCAGCAUUAGUUGCAAAGUAGUGAAGAUAACGUGCAUAUACUGUUGCAUCAAUUUUCAUUUUGUCAGGGUUUAAAUGAGAAUUUCUGUCACUAAGGCCAGAACCAGUGACAGUAAGUAAAGAGUGACUAUGCUGUGGGUAGGAUCUUCAAAAUAAAAUUCUUUAAUGAAUAUAGAAUUAUAGGAUUCUUUGAUUUUAAAUAAUAGUAAUGGUGUGUUGCAAAUGGAAGUCCAACAACAAAAAAAUAAGACAUCCAGAAUAUCUCAGUGCUUAAAUGAUACUAUACGGAAAAGUAUAUGCUUUCUACAAAAAAACAGAAGUAAGAUUGUGUAAAAAUUACCAGGCUCAUAAAGAUCUAUGCAGUUGAAAGAAGAGCAAUUAUCACAGAAACAAAAAAAUAUUGGAAAAUAUUGAAAUGGACAUUUGAGAAAGAUAAGUGGAUAAAGUAGGAUACACCAUGGCAAAGAUAUCAGCUGUCAGUGCAGUAUGUAAGAAAUAGGAGACUGGGUAAAUAUACUAAGUACUUAAUGGAAUAGCCAUGUAUCAUAAAUUACAUCUGAUCAGAUUGUGUGAAUAGGAAGAAAUAACUGCAACAAGAACUGAGUCCUGAAAGACUGCAUAAAAGAUGGCGGGAUUCUUGCUCCGGAGAAAACAGACCCAUGACCCAAAGAAGAAGAACAAGGUUUAAUUAGGAAUGAUAUUUAAGGAUCAUAAAAAUGGUAUAAUGUAAAUAUAAAUAUAUAUAUAUAUGUAUGCCAAACCUCAUUGCACAUUGUAUUAUUAAUUUCUCGAUAUUAAGAUUAGCAGCACCUGUAUGAUGAGGAAUUAGCUUCAGAUUGUAAAGAGUUUCGCUUCUUUAAACAGUGUUUGUGCCAAAUGUACUGUCUCUUGAAUUCAACAGUGAUGUAGAAUACCUAGCCAGAUAUUCUGGAAAUAAGUUAUCAAUAUAAAGUACAUAUUCCUUCUGUAAAUGUGAGCAUCUGUAUGGCUGAAACAUUUGUAUGAUACAAUUUUCUAUGAAUUGUCAUGGUUGUGAAAUGAAUUUAAAACUGUACGAUUUAAAUUAAUUUCCUUAUUGGCAGUGUUCAUGAAUCUCUAAGGUAAUUAUGCAUAGGUGAUAGGUCACCUCAUAAUCAUGAAAGAUGAUCAGUUAUAUACUGAGGAAACGUUUGAAGAAGUUUGCAGAAUACACUUAUGAACUCUUGAGUCACAGUCUUUCUUGUUUUUGCAUUGUUUUGAGAAUGUGUGACUUACCAAUUCUCAGAUAUGUGUAUGAAUGUAAGAGCACAUGUAGUUUUGUAUAUACAUUAAUAAAUUAAUUUUAUAUUA